CGAUUGCAGCACGGAGUUUGCAGCCGUACUCCCUUGAAGUAUACGCACGUCGACUUAUUCGGCCACUUACCUCAGCCUCAUCACGAGCUUUACCGCGGCAACCCCGUCCUAGCCAUGUCCUACUGCUACCUGAUCCAAGGCAAGUGCCUGACGCAGGAUACGGAACGUAGGAUACAGGACGCAGGCGACGUUGCUCGCGGGUCGCAGUACGUCUGCGAGUUCGACUGCAAACCGGUCUAUGUGACAUCCUGUCGGCCACGCGGAGAAGUAUCCCCCAAACAUCCUUGCGGAGAGGUACCCCCCGAGCGUCCUUGCGGAGCGCCUUGCCCGACAUACGACGCAUGCGAAUCUUGUAUCCUAGAUGGGGGGUUGAACUUCUAGCAGCGUCAGGCACCUCAACCUUGUCCGGCGCCGCCAUCGCCUUGCCGACAGUGAACCUGUUCACCGCCGCUGCCGCCUAAUUCGGGGACAGCAAAUUCGGGGAAGCCGUACGUCAUGCGAGUGUCUGAAAGAAAUGAAAUAGAGGAGGGCUGGAAGAAGCAGAUUGAAGGGUCGUGCCGCCUUGACAUGUUGAGUUACGCAAUUUGUAUUCAUGCGAUUCGCGGGAUUUACGAGUCGUUCUCUUGCACGACGACUCGUGUUAGUUUCGUCGUUGAUUUGAAGCCGGUUUUUGCUGACGUUUCCUUCGAUUUAUUUGAUUACGCCUGCGUCGUCCCUUUAGCGGACGUGUGUAUUUCUGCGAAUAAAAAGUAACCUCGUCCGGUAACGUACAACUUCGGUGUCUUUCUCGUUACAUCUCUAUCAUCCACGUUGUAUCUUCGAGUUGAAAAUUCGAGCUCGAAUCUUCGACGGACUAGGUACGAAAUUAUUCACGAGAUACACGCAUACCUGCGGUGCGUGAGCGUCGCACGAGUGCUAAUUUAUCGGUGGAGCAGUACAGGUGAGACAGGCCAGAUAUCGAUUAAGUAUAGACGAUGUUGAAGAAAAUA
Harpegnathos saltator (Jerdon's jumping ant) is the source of this 989-nucleotide messenger RNA. RefSeq lists its product as uncharacterized. The transcript has a single exon. Lineage: Eukaryota; Metazoa; Arthropoda; Insecta; Hymenoptera; Formicidae. The annotation marks the transcript as partial. The record is from RefSeq and is a predicted model, not a curated record.